Molecule: messenger RNA, 666 nt
Organism: Gongylonema pulchrum
Lineage: Eukaryota; Metazoa; Nematoda; Chromadorea; Rhabditida; Gongylonematidae
Source: the annotation of a GenBank genome assembly
CGCGUCGUCAUCGAAAGUGACGAAGAGGAAGAAGAGCAGAAUAAAAGCAAUCUUUACGAUAAGGAGGAUGCGGCAGGCGACGAGGAUCGACGUCGUGUUCGUCGAGACUCCGAACGAAUUGGCGCAUACGAUGACGAGGAGGGGUCAGCCAUCGAAAGCGAACAUUCCGAAGAUGAUUUCAUCGUUACGGACGAUGGCCAUCAGGCGCGACAUCGCCAGCGUCGUUAUCGCUCAACCGACGUGCCCGAACAGGCCAUGGACGAUGCGCGCGAAAUCUUCGGAGUUGACGAGUUCAAUUUUGCUGAGUUUUAUGAUGAAGAUGUCGAGCCAGGUGAUGAGGAAGAUGAAUAUCCGGAAGAUGAGGAGCACGAUGAAUUGGAAGGAGCGGAUGCGAUGCGAGCCCACAAGAUCAGACCAAAAGAGAAGAAAGCCACGCUGAUGGACACAAUUGAGCCCGCCGAGUUGGAAGAAAAACUGCUUGCCCCACUGGACAAGCGCAUACAACUAGAAGAUAAGCCAGAACGAUUUCAGCUUCGUCGAGUGCCCGUAACAGAAGCGGAUGAACAUGAGCUGGAGCUGGAAUCGAAAUGGAUUUACCAGUAUGCGUUUGACAACGCAACUUUAUCACAACAGGUGCAAUUUCAUCCGAAUUCAUUUCGAGAAUGC